CGAGAAGGGCCUGGGGCUCAAGAGGGGCAUACCCGCCGCCAUGGAAGCUCUCCUUCUAGAAAUGGAAACCCCUCCUGCUUGAGCCAGGCUCCAAAUGGAGGGCAUUUGGGGGCAAUUCCUCCUGGACAGGGAAUCCUCCAUUUAAGAGGUCCUCCAUUCCAACCUUUCUGUCCAGGAGGAAUUCCCCCAAAAGGGCUUCCACUUUGAGCAGGACUAAGAACGGGGCUGUGUGUGUCCUUAGUCUUGCCCAAAAUGGGCAAGUCUCAGUCCUGCUCAAAAUGGGGGAUGUCUUGGGAAUCCCUCCUGGACAGAAAGGUUGGAAUGGAGGAACCUCCCCCUCCUUGUUCUUAGUUCUGCUCAAAAUGGAGGAGCUUUUGGCACUUCCUCCUAGACUAGAGAAGGUUUAAGUGGAGGAUGUGUCUUGGGCAGGAGGAAGAGGUUCUGGUCACCCUGAACCCCAUUCAGAGUAAUCCCUCUUAGGGAUUUUGCCUUUUUAUGUCUUAUUUAGGUUGCCUUAUCCACUCUGGCACUUUCCAGGCUCAUUGCACUACAAAUCCCACUAUCGAUCUGAUUGGUGGCUGGAGCUGGUGGGAUUCAGAGUGCAGUAGCACAUCUGGAAAUUGCAACAUUAACCUGAAGUGGAUGCUGUUCGUAAGGGGGAAAAAUUGCAGUGGUGUAUAAAUAUCCUUGCAAUGUCAAUUCUUGCUGAACCAAAUGUACUUUUAAAUCCAAAGAGCUUGGUGGGGAUUCUGUUGUUCGGGAAGUAGUCCAAAAGAGCAGCUUUUUCCAACUCCUGCAUCUGAAUAUCAGACUCCGAAACUGAAAGUUAGUGAUUAUUGUCCGUACUGCAGAAAUAAUUCAGUUUGAGACCACUUUAACUACCCUGCCUCAGUGCUUGGAAAUCCUGGGAAUUUUAGUUUUGUGAUUUUAAAAUAGAGUGUUUUUAAAUAAGCCAGCAAGGCCAGUUACACUUUUACUCUUAUUUUUAGCCUUCUCUGUCAGAGAGCUCUGGUGCUACAACAGACUACAAUUCCCAGGAUUCCCUUGCACUGAGCAGUUAAAGCAAUCUCAAACUGGAUUAUGUCUGCAGUGUGUUUUGGACCAUGACUAUUUAAUGAUGCUCAUCUUCCCAGAGUUUGAAAAUGCUUGUUUUUAUCAUCUCAGCAGUUUUUUAUUGAAUAGAGAUGUUUGUGCUUUCAGUCCAGGAAGGGCUGGUAGUUAUAGGAUGGGUAGAGCAGUGAUGUGAAAUCUCUGUUUAUUAUUGAUGGCAGCUGGUAGGGGUUGUCAUACUUGGUAAGCAUACCAGAUCUGUAAGCUUUAUGGGGUGAUGUCAUUUCUCCCCCAUCAGAGUUCAAGUUGGAAAGGGGUGUAAUAAUAUCCUGGUAGCAGAACACACAACACAAAUGAAGGAGAAGCCUGUGCGGUUCUGAUUCACAAGGGAAGGCUAGAAGCCGUAUUUCUAAGGGAAGAGGUGGGAAGAAGCUUACAUUUUCUGCAGCCUGGCCAUAAGUACAGAGAAACCCCCUGUGGCUCCUCUUGUGCAUUUUACUAAAGGCAGCAGCCAUUUAUAAUUCAGUAGUAUUGGAAGCUACUGGGAAACAUGGAAAUAUUAACAAAGAGAUACUCACUCCCUUUGGAAAGUCUUUGAAGAUGUUUGAACAGAAGAAAAGGACAAGAAGAAGCAUCUUUCUCUGUUCUGUAGGCACUGAGGUGAUCCUGCAACUUGCAGUCAGCUAAACCACUAAAAUAGUUGUUGGCUUUUUGCCCCACUGACUGAAAAAAAUGAUCUACAUUACCUGCAAAAGAACGUAUCUUACACAGUUAAUGUAGCCACAUGAAAAUAUGCGAACUUGCCUAAUAGCCUCUGUCGCUUGGACUGCUUUUCAUUCACAUUGUCUGUAAAAUCCACCAAACUGCAUUUCAAGAGAGACAGGCUAUGCAAUAUACCUUUUUACUGAAGCAGAAGAUGCUGGAUGUUGGUAAAUGGCCAAUAUUUGCUCUCCGCUCGCCAGAGGAGCUGAAGCUAAUUCGUCAGGCCUGCGUAUUUGGCAGUGCGGGCAAUGAAGUACUUUAUGUUACUGAAAAUGAUGAGGUUUUUGCCCUUGGCACUAACUGCAGUGGCUGUUUGGGAAUUGGUGACACACAAAGCAGCAUUGAACCCCGAAGAUUAGAUAUUUUAUGUGGCAAAAAUAUAACUUGCCUUAGCUAUGGAAGUGGACCCCAUGUUGUUGCAGCAACUGCUGAAGGAGAAGUAUAUACCUGGGGCCAUAAUGCUUACAGCCAGCUGGGAAAUGGAACAACCAACCACAGUUUACUGCCUUGCCAAAUCUCCACCAACUUGGUAAACAAAAAAGUGAUUGAAGUAGCCUGUGGCUCCCAUCAUUCUAUGAUCUUAACAUCUGAUGGAGAGGUGUAUGCAUGGGGAUAUAAUAAUUCUGGGCAGGUCGGAUCUGGCUCAACAGCAAAUCAGCCAAUUCCUAGGAGAGUUACUAGCUGCUUACAGAAUAAGAUAGCCAUUAACAUUGCUUGUGGCCAGAUGUGUUCAAUGACAGUAGUUGAAAAUGGGGAGGUUUAUGUUUGGGGUUACAAUGGUAAUGGCCAGCUUGGAUUGGGCAAUAGUGGAAAUCAACCAACCCCGUGUCGAAUAGCAGCUUUGCAAGGCAUUCGUGUGCAACGGGUUGUUUGUGGCUAUGCACAUACAUUAGUGCUAACAGAUGAAGGUCAAAUGUAUGCUUGGGGAGCCAAUUCAUAUGGCCAGUUAGGGACUGGAAAUAGAAGCAACCAGUCGUAUCCUGUGCCAGUCACUGUGGAUAAAGACAGAGUCAUAGAGAUUGCUGCAUGUCACUCUGCUCAUACCUCUGCUGCUAAAACCCAGGGUAGCCAGGUGUACAUGUGGGGUCAGUGCCGGGGACAGUCUAUCACUCUUCCAUACCUCACCCACUUCACCUGCACUGAUGACGUGUUUGCUUGUUUUGCUACUCCUGCCGUGACAUGGCGUCUUCUUUCAGUAGAACCUGAUGACCAUUUAACAGUAGCUCAAUCAAUGAAGAAGGAAUUUGACAACCCAGAUAAUGCAGAUUUGAGGUUUCAAGUGGAUGGAAAAUACAUUCAUGUUCAUAAAAUCCUUCUCAAGAUUAGGUGUGAGCAUUUCCGAUCAGUGCUGAACAACAAUAAUGAUGAAAUUAUAGAAAUAAGUGAAUUCUCAUAUCCUGUUUACCGAGCCUUUCUGGAAUAUCUUUACACAGACAGCAUCAGUCUCGCUCCUGAGGAUGCUAUAGGUCUGCUAGACUUGGCAACGUUUUAUGGUGAAAAUCGACUGAAACGUCUUUGCCAACAAACCAUCAAACAGGGUAUUUCUGAGGAUAAUGCAAUUGCCCUUCUUUCAGCUGCCGUCAAGUAUGAAGCUAAGGAGUUAGAGGAGUUUUGCUUCCGAUUUUGCAUAAACCACUUGACUGUAGUUACUCAGUCUCCAGGCUUUGCAGAAAUGGACCAUGACCUCUUGAAGAACUUCAUUAGCAAAGCCAGUCGGGUAGGAGCAUUUAAAAACUGAAGGAAGGACUUGGUGCAUCAAACUGGAAAAAAAUUCUUUUGGCAUGGAUGCUUCUGGCUCCGAAUCUGAAGUGCCAAGAUACUGUCUGGACAUAAAGUGAACUUCUCGUUUAAGCUAAUAUUACUGCAGUGUGGGUUGCGAUCAUAACCACCGGCUUUGUGGUUUGAGAUGGCAAGCGACUGGACCCAAAAUCACAUAUCAAAUAUCUUUCCCCCUUAAUACUAAGGUAGGAUGUGAAAUAUUUUUCUCCUUGAAGUUAUUUGUCCUUGUUUGGGGGAAAAUGGAAACUUUUCUUUGGUGCAUUUGAAUUAGAAACAGUGAUGUUGAUGAUAGUAUAGAGUGGUGAAGUAAAACUGCUGCCAAGAACAUACUAAGGGAACACUUUCUAUUUAGUUGAUGGGGAAGGGAUAGGAGGAAAAAUGCACUGCUACCUGACUUCUUUUCUGCUGCUUUGUUUGUGGACUUCCCCCACUGCCAAAGCCUUAGUUAAAACAUGCUCAAAAAACUGUCAUCUCUGGGGUGAGGCCUUCUCUCUGAUCAGAAUCAUGUAGGUUGCCUUUCAAAUGAAUAUUUGAAUAAAUGAAUGAAGGGAUAUUUCAUAUGUAGUACUUGCUUGCUGAAACUCUCAGAAAAAAAGAGACAAGAAGGCAUCUGAAAUUAAAAAUAGAAAGUUUUGUUUUCUGUCAGCUGUAUUGUGGCAAAAUCUUUUAGCAGCCAAAACUCUCUCUUGUUGGAGAACUUAGAACUAGAUGUGGCAAAUUCUAUAAUUCUCUUAGCCAUUUAUGACAAACUUACUUGCCAGACAAUGAGCCUAAUAAGAAAUUGUUAAAAUUAUGUGUAGACACUAAGAGUUUGAGAGAAACAAUAUCAUCUGUCUUAAAUACUGUUAUGGAGCAAGAGGUCCACUUGCCUUAUGCACGUGGAGGCUUAGCAAAAGUAGAUAGUCACUAACUGUAGUGACUGGAGGAUGAGGAGGUCUCUUUAUAAUAGCUUUUAACAAAACAAUCAGGCACAUAUCCACAAGAUUUAAUAUUUGAUUUGAAAAGCUCUUGGCAGAUUAUAACAUCACUAAUUACCUUUUUGUAUUUACUGCUUUCCAGUUGAUCAGUACUUUUGCCACUUGUCUGUUGCAAUCUAUUAAAUCCAGACAAUUACUUAUGUCAGUAUUUAAGCAUUAUAAAUAUGAAAAGGUAACAGCAUAAGGAGUGCAGGCAUCACCACCUAUUGUCCAGCAGCUUCUCUACAGACCUGCUUUUUCAGUCUCAAUCCACUUUGGAAGAUGAAUAGAGAAUACGCUGCUUGGCUGUUCUGUCUUUACGGAAGGGGGAACCAAGUACGUAUAAAUGUCUAAAUCUCUCCACCAAGCAUAAUUAAUCUAAUUUAUUCAGAUAAAGAUGAACAGCUAUAGUGGGUUUGAUCGACAACUACUAAAAUUCUUCCUAUCUGCCCUUAUUUGUUACUUUAUUUAUAUCCUUCCUUUUCCCAACAUGGAAUCUAUUGUGGAGCUGAGGAGCCUGAUUAAACUCAAUUCAAAUGUGGAAACUCAGUUCCAAUCAUGCCUCACCACCAGGCAAGUUAGCUGGGGUUAAUGGGAGAUGGAAGCCAAUACCUUACAGAAGGUCAAAGAUUCCCUGCUUCUCUAGCGUUUCUCUCCACAUAUCUUUUUCAAGAGGUAACUUGCAGAUAAUCUCUAAGCAAGUUCAGUUCUUAAACAAAAAUCGGUUUUAAAAACAGUUCUGAGAACUGGUGCAAGCUUAUUUAAAAAGGAAAUUGCUAUCAAGGCACAUUUUCUAUUUCUGUCUAAGUUGCCUUUUAAAGAAGAAUGGUAGCAGCACUCACUGUGGGGCUACUUUGGGGGCAGCUGCUGUAUUUAAAAAUGUGAAUGAAUGUUAGCAUCUGUUUGGAUCACUACACAGAUAUAAAAUGGACUUUCUUCAGCUAGAUGCACAGAGGUAUGUGUUUCCUUUGUUUACCGAUUAAAACCAAUUUUACAUCAAAUGAUUUCAUAUAUUCUUGUGGGUAUAUGUGCAACAUAUUUAAAACAGGCAGUGCUCUGCAGUUUUUAAGUGUGUACUCUGUUCUAAAUCCCAUUGUUAAUCUUGACUAGAGUGUGUCCAUUGAAUCAAUGGGAACUUACUAAAGUCAGCGCUCAUGUAGGUUCCACUGAUUCCAUGAGUCUCCCCUGUUGGGGACUAACAAUUGGAUAUUUGGGGCUUAAACAGACUAAAUGUUCUAUAUGGAGUAAUAAUUACUGAGGAUCAAGAUCCUCCAUAACACUCUAAUUCAAUUAUGGUGUGUUUGCAGCAUAUAAAUACUUUCUUCAAUAUUUUGUUUAAUUAUAAAAUUGAGGGAUAUUCUACCAUACCAUGAGGAUUGUAGUGAGCAUUUAUGAUUAAAUUACACAUUUGUAUUUUUCCAUGCAAAUGUGUCAACA
Sceloporus undulatus (fence lizard) is the source of this 5984-nucleotide messenger RNA. RefSeq names its product RCC1 and BTB domain containing protein 2 (gene RCBTB2). Gene Ontology annotation, molecular function: protein binding. The transcript has 14 exons. Bases 1937 to 3550 code for a protein of 537 amino acids. The record is from RefSeq and is a predicted model, not a curated record. Lineage: Eukaryota; Metazoa; Chordata; Lepidosauria; Squamata; Phrynosomatidae.